This is a messenger RNA of Acipenser ruthenus (sterlet), 2267 nucleotides long. RefSeq names its product molybdenum cofactor synthesis 3 (gene mocs3). The coding region runs from base 169 to 1554 and encodes 461 amino acids. The transcript has 13 exons. Gene Ontology annotation, molecular function: adenylyltransferase activity; thiosulfate-cyanide sulfurtransferase activity; URM1 activating enzyme activity. The record is from RefSeq and is a predicted model, not a curated record. Gene Ontology annotation, biological process: tRNA wobble position uridine thiolation; protein urmylation. NCBI's taxonomy places the organism in Eukaryota, Metazoa, Chordata, Actinopteri, Acipenseriformes, Acipenseridae. Gene Ontology annotation, cellular component: cytoplasm; cytosol.
UCGCGUCAUUGUAGGGGUGGAGUUAAUGUGCGCGCCGGCGUCUGAGAAUCACGUGAUGAAGUCCACGUGGGCCGCUCCAGUUGUACAGCCAGGAAGUAGAGAAAUAGCGAACAGCGGUGUGAAUUUUGAUCAAGAUUUACAUUUUACAGAGACAAGAAUAAAGCUGUUAUGGAGCGCGAGAUAGAAAGCUUGAAGCAACAGUUGUUGGCGAAAGACAAUGAAAUAGCCGUCUUAAAGGAAAAGCUUGCAUUGCAAAAGGAUUCCCGGUGCACUUCUUCAACAGCUGGUUUACAAGUAGUAGUCACAGAGCUGAGCCGUUUGGAAGAAAGGACAGCCCUUUCCAAUGAAGAAAUCAUGAGGUAUAGCAGACAGCUUCUCCUGCCGGAGCUCGGUGUCAAAGGUCAGUUAACCCUUUCAAACACGUCUGUCCUGGUUGUUGGGUGUGGAGGGCUGGGAUGCCCUUUGGCACAGUACGUUGCAGCAGCUGGCAUUGGUCGUUUGGGGCUGCUUGAUUAUGAUGGGGUUGAGCUGAGUAACCUGCACCGGCAAGUUCUACAUGGAGAGGACAGACAAGGCAGGCCCAAAGCACUGUCUGCAGCAGAGUCACUGAAGAGGCUCAACUCUAAAGUACAGUAUGUACCUUAUAACAUGCAACUGACUCCUGACAAUGCCCUGCAGCUCAUUCAACAGUAUGACAUUGUAGCUGACUGCUCAGACAAUGUCCCCACACGCUACCUGGUUAAUGAUGCCUGUGUUCUCAGUGGGAAACCUUUGGUUUCGGCCAGUGCUCUGAGAAUGGAGGGACAGCUCACCGUGUAUAACUACAGAGGCGGUCCGUGCUACAGAUGUCUUUACCCAAAGCCUCCUCCACCGGAGACCGUUACCAACUGCUCAGACGGUGGGGUUUUGGGUGUUGUUCCAGGAAUCAUGGGAUGCAUUCAAGCCCUGGAGGUCCUGAAGAUCGCUUCUGGAAAAGAAUCUUCGUAUCGGCAGCAGAUGUUACUGUUUGACGCCCUGGAUGCUCGCUUUCGUACAAUUAAGCUGAGACCCAAGCAGGCUGGCUGUGUAGUGUGUGGAGAGAAUCCAACUGUGAAAGCCCUCGUGGACUAUGAGAAGUUCUGUGGGUCUUCAGCAGCUGACAAGUGCAGGAAGUUAUGUUUGCUACCAAAAGAGCAAAGAAUAUCUGUGCAGGAGUACAAACAGGUAUUGAAUACCCGGAUCCCUCACCUUCUCGUGGAUGUCCGUCCACCUGUAGAGGUUCACAUCUGCCAUCUGCCUUUUUCACUCAACAUUCCUCUUGCUAGUUUAGAAGACAAGAAAGCACAAGAGCUAGAACUUCUGAAAGAGAAAAUCGCUGAAGUGAAGCAACAGACAAACCAGGAAUCUGUUUUUCCAGUGUAUGUGAUCUGCAAACUUGGAAAUGAUUCUCAGAAGGCAGUGCAGAUUUUGCAGAUGAUGUCAGGAACAGAACUGCAUUCUGUGCUAGUAAAAGAUAUCCAGGGAGGAUUAAUGGCUUGGGCUCGCAAAAUUGACCCAACAUUUCCCCAGUAUUAACAUUUUCACUGUGAUCUAAUCUGUGUUUAGUUUUUUUUAAUUUCAGACAUGUUUUGCAUAUAUUUACAUGUGAUCUGUUUUUCAUUAUCAUUCAUGUUUACAGUAUUAAUAGUUGAUCACAUUUGCUCCAACAUAAGGUACCAAUUAAUUUUUGAUAGUAAAGCAUUUCAGUUUUACUAUAGACCAUUUGCCAAAUCUUUUAACACCUGUGUACCUUACAGAACCAUUAUACCAUGGCAAAGGUGAAUAUUUACACAUUCUCCUUAUCUAAUAGUCUUUUACUAACCCAUAUUGAUUAGUGGUUUCAGAGGGUUUGUUCAAAAUAUGCUUUAGUAAGUCCAUUUCACACAGUAGCAAUAAGAAACUGCAAUGUACAGACUAACUUUAAUGUAGAAAGUAUUGAUACAACUGUGACGUUCGUUGGGGUUAUGAUUAAUCUGUGUAUAAUUAUCAAGCAUGUCUAUUUGCAGUCACUGAAAAAAAUCAGGAAUUUCCGUAGGGUCUUUUUUUUCUCCACACAGAUAAACUUUAAAAUCCACUUUUACCUUGCCAACAUCCCGAAACAAAAGAUGUACUAAUUCAUCUUAAAACGUUAAUGAUUCAUGAUGUUAUUAUAUGGUAUUCAGGUAUUGUGUUGGUUAUAAAAUAUGAAUUGCUAUUGAUGGUUCAUAAACAUUUGCCACCUAUUGGAUUAUUAAACUCGUUCCAUCAUA